CUUUGGACCGUGUUGGUGUGGUUUGCAUUUAUAUGUUGCAUUCAAAAGAGUUAAUAUCACUCAAUUUGUCGAUUUUGAAUCACUUCACGCUUAACAUUCAAUCAGUUCAACAUGUCAACGACUGGUGAAACUACGGCUGCUACAGCGCCAAGAAAAAAGCGAUACAAAUUUCAAACGAAUGCGCAAAAAGAAAAGGAUGCUGAUGAUGAUGUAAACGAUAAUGGAUUGUUCGCGAUUAAAAUGCGCCUCAACACAAUUUUACGACCAGAGUUCAAUCACAUUGUCAAACCGUGGAUCGAACAGAAAAGCAUAAUGUCAACGAAAAUCACCGUUUUGGCAUCAUUACUUUUCUUGGAUAAAGUGAAAUCGGCACAAAUGAAUCGACAGUGGGAGUUUUUUAAAAACCGAACGUAUCCGGCCAAAAAAGGAAAGAAGAAAGGACAGCUCGUUGAAAAGAAUCGUGGCGAAGAAGUGAUUGAGCAAUGUUUCUAUGCCGUCUUGCAAAAAAACAAAGAAGGUGAGAAUAUUCGUCAGUUUGUCGAAGAGCUCAGUCCAGAAAAUAAUUUCGCCUGGCCCAAGAACGAUUAUUUUGGUAAUCAUUUUAAAACGCUGUGCCAAAAUCACACGCGAUGCUUGAAAACCGGUCAAAAGACACACUGCAAGAAGAAAUUGAAAAACUAUCUGCGAAUGCGAGCGUGGCAAUUCAACGCAGUGUCUACCGGUUGGAAAUUCGACAAGAAGGACAUUGACAAUGCAGUCGAUUUGAUGAUUCGAGGCUACAAUGCGAUCCGUGACACUCAUCAAAAUGCAGAUUUCAAACGACACAAGCGAACAUUACUUACUGGCAUGGUUACUGCAAUUGUUCGAGAAGUUGGUGGCCCAACCAAUGAUCACAACAUCAAGGAUUUUUCAAAAGGCGAUUAUUGGUUCAAAGCAACUGCAAUGUGGCUCGUUAUGCAGACAGAAAUCGAUGAGUGGCACAAUUGGGCGCAAGAUAACAAUGUGAAGAUACCAAAUAUCAAAAAUCUCUCGGUUGUUCCAUUGCCUGAUUAUCAACGAAAGGCAGUGUUCAUGUGCAAUGAUGUCUUCUAUCGAAUGCUGGCCGAAUCGAAACUACUUCCACAAGUUGAUGGUAGACAAGCAACCGAAAGUUACCUUCGCCAGAACAAAGAAUUCUAUUGGAAUCAAGUAUUCGAUUUUACGACCAUCAAUCGAAAACUGAAGAAAAACAAAGAAUUCCAUUAUACCAUCGUCAGCAACGGUGAAUCUGUGUCGAUUAUGUAUCGCAUGUCAAAGCAAUACGAGCAACAGAUGCAGAAUGAUGAUAUUCUUCGAAAGCAAUUCAUCGGCGGAAAAUUUGCUUAUGAACUGGGAAUCGAUCCAGGCAUGAAAACAUGGAAUGCCACAGUUCGUCGAAAUAUCGAAACAAAGAAAGAAGUCAACUUGAAAACGUCCAGUAAGAAGUACCAUUGGCUGGCAAAGCAGAAGACGCGCGAUGUAAAGGCAAAACGAUGGACGAAGCAGUUCACCCAAGAGGAGCAGGAAGAUCGAAAUAAUCGACAAUUGUAUCAGCGAAUGCCAUCACCACUGGGCAUACUCUGGAUUGAUUACGUUCAUCAUCGUAUCAAAAUGCUCAAGAAAGGAAUGGCCGUGUAUACAACACCGAAAUACACGCUGUUGCAGUUUGACAAGUACGUCGAAUCGAAUCGAACCGUUGAUAAACUCACUGGGAAUUUGGUCAAUCAUAAAGCCGCAAUUAUUCACAUGGGAAAUGCAGAAAUAUCACCAAACUCGUGCAUUCGAAUCAAAAAGCAUGUGAGAGCUCCAGGUACGCGCAAACUACUCAAAGGCUUUCGAAAACGUCGCAAUUGUCGUGUGCGCAAAACAGAUGAGUGGGGUACAUCGCAGCAUUGUGCAAAGUGUGGGCGACGAUUUAAUCCAGCCACAAGGAGCCAUCGAUUCAAAGUGUGUGAAAAUUGUGGAGCGGAGCCCGAUUCAAUUUUCGCCGAAUAUUUACCAUCAAAAAUCGUAGCACAGCGCAGCAAACGGCAAUUGAGGUACAACAAAGAUGACGUUGAACUUUAUUUGAUGCGAUUUUGGGCAGAAGGACUCAUGACUGAGCAAGAAUUCGAUAUUGCUGCUGAACGUUUACUGUCUAAGGUGGCCGUGUAUCCAAAAAAUUGGCAAGUAAACACAGUGAGUGGUAAAUUGGAAUAUGCUCAAGUCAAUGCUGAUGCACCGUAUGCAACUGUUCAACAGCCAUAUGCAGUCGAUGAUGAAAAUGAAUUGGAAAUCGAAGACGAGCAACUACUAAUGGCUGUACACAAGACAUCUUGGGAUCGUGAUAUCGUCGCCGCCAAAUGCAUUCUCAUCAAAGGACAUUGUGAGCUGUUUGGAUGGGAUAUUCCGGCAGGAUUAGACAGACGAUCACCGCGACAGCCAGCAGUUCAACCGAAUCAGCAGCCUUAAGCAUCACCAAUCACCAUUCGUACUCGAAAAUUAAUCAAAAAUUAAUAUUGUAAUUUGUUACAUUAACUGAGACUGACUGUUGUGUCUCAGCAUUUCGAGGAAGUACUUCUAGGUGUUUUUUUCUGUAAGUAUUCUUCACUAUGAGAUUGUAUUCAUAUAAUGGAGUGAUUGAUAUUCAUAUUCAGAGGCAACAAUCGUUUUUCGCUUCGGGAAGUGUUGAUAUAAAUCGCUUUGUUGUAUCGAUGCUACUAACCAGCAUAGAAUUUUGUCUACUUUCAAUUAAAAAAUACCAUUUUUCUAUUUACAGAUAUGGGAAA
Contarinia nasturtii (swede midge) is the source of this 2786-nucleotide messenger RNA. RefSeq lists its product as uncharacterized. Lineage: Eukaryota; Metazoa; Arthropoda; Insecta; Diptera; Cecidomyiidae. The record is from RefSeq and is a predicted model, not a curated record. The transcript is spliced from 4 exons. Bases 112 to 2469 code for a protein of 785 amino acids.